GUGACGAAAAUAUCCGCCAUUGAUGCUGAUUUGGGAGAAAAUGGUCUUGUGUUCUAUCAACUCGGUGAAGGUCACAAGAAUCGAUUUUAUAUCGAUAGCAAAGAUGGCACUGUGUGGACUCUCUCUAAACUCGACUACGAACAACAGAGAUUUUAUAACAUGACUGUCAUUGCUUACGAUCAUGGAACGCCAACUCAAAGCGCUACGGUCAAGUUGUGGGUUACGGUCACAGAUACUAACGACGUUGUUCCAGAAUUUCAGAAAUCUGUUUACACACUAGAGGUUGCCGAAAGUACCAAAGCUGGUGAGGUGGUGUUCAAACUGGACGCUGGCUCAGGAAAUUUCCAAUACAAGUUAUUGAAUGACCAAGACGUAGACACUUUCAGCAUUGAUGAGGAAACUGGAGAGGUUUUUGUAUCUAAACCACUUGACAGCAUUCACCGAAGUCAUUACCGACUACUUGUCUCAGCAAAGGAUAACAGUGACCCUCCAAAAGUUGAUAAAACUGAGCUAAAUAUUAUUGUUGGUGCAGGAACUGGCGUUCGCUUAUUUCCAUCUCGACUUUAUGAAGUCACCGUUCAAGAGAACAAAGUGGCGCCUCUACCGGUGCUUGAUCUCAACACUACAGAUGAAAUUGCGCAAAAGCCAGUGCAAUAUAGUAUUGUUGAACAGGAUAUUAAUGGUCUUUUUACCAUUGAAGCUCAAACUGGACUUUUGGUUCUAACUGCGACUUUGGACAGAGAGCAGAGAUCUAAGUUCUUCCUGAAAAUUCGAGCUGAAGAUUUUGCUCUAAAACGAUAUGGAAGAUCAGUGGGCCUACGUCAGCUAGAAUCGUAUUAUCUCGCGUACGACGAGACCUUAGUUUUGGUGACAGUUGGUGAUGAAAACGACAACGUUCCUGUGUUUGAAAAUGGAGCACAACCUGUGAUUGCUGCUGUUCCCCUUGAAGCAACAUAUGGCUUUGAAAUUACAAGAGUAAAGGCCAUCGAUGCAGAUAUUGCUUAUAAUGCUGCUAUCCGCUACGAAAUUAUCCAAAAAGACAAAGAUGCGUCGUCAAAAUUUCAUAUUGAUCCAGUUACAGGAAUUAUUCGUUCCAUGGUAACGUUUUCAUUGGACAGAGAAAGAGCUUUUGGGUUUGAUGUCAAGGCUACUGACAGAGAGGGCAGUUCAAAUGGUCAUUCGGCCUUAACUAAUGUCUUUAUAUACGUUUUACCUGAAACCAAGCUAGUCGUGAUUGUCACUGAUACUCAUCCUCUAGUAAUGGAACAGCAUAUGGGCCAAGUAUUAAGCUACUUAUCAAACAUGACUGGCUAUGAAGUACAAGUGGCCAAGCUUGAGUCUCAUCACGAAGGAGACGUAGAACAUCCAGAAUCAUCGGAUCUGUUCCUAUACGGAAUCAAUCGGGAAACGAACGACAUCUUAGAUACAGAAAUAUUAUUAAAAAUUUUAGGCAAGCAAUCAGACACUAUUACCAACGAUUUAUCGCAUUUACGAAUUCGAAGGAUUCAGGAAGUAUCAGUCCAUGCAAAAAUUAGCCAAAUGGGGACCACCGAAAUUGCCAUAAUCGCACUCAGCAGUGUCAUUUUCCUCGGUGGUGUACUUGGCAUUGCACUACUCUGCUCCUCAUGCAAAAAAAGGAAAAUGAAAAAAGGGCAUGCAACGUGGGAACAACAAAGACUGUAUAAUAUUAAAAACACUUUAAUGAACAAGUCUCCAUACGGAGGGAGAAUUUCUGAUGGUUCAGCAGCUCCCCUUUCGCCUUCUUACACUGACGGUACUUCAAAUACCAAAUCUCCAGAUAGCGUUGGAGACCGCAGUUCCAUAGAAAAAAACUAUAAAGAUUCACGACAACAAGUACCACCAGACGGAGCUUCGUCUCACACGCGGUCUAGAAGUCCUAGAUAUGAUGGUUUUAACAAAAGAAAUAAUCAGUGGGAUCUACGUAAAGAUGAAAAUGAUUCUUUCGGAACAAGGUUUUCUCACGGCUCUGCAUUCAAUAGUUGGUCCUCCCGAUAUUCUCAUACUUCUCGAUCGAAGCAAGCCACAGAUUUCUAACCUUGCCGAGUUUCGUCUUACGAUCUAGGAACAAACAACAGAACAAGCGCCAAUUGUAAUUGAUCUUGUCUGCAGUAUGUGUGUGAGUGUGCCUUUCUGUAGAAGUAUGUGGACAAUGUCCGCAUAAUAAAUACUUAACAAGUACUAACAUGUGCUGAAGGCAAGAACUUCCUUUUUCGCUUACCACAAAAUGCAGGUCAGAGAAACUUGGCAAACUCUUUGUGAAUAUAUUACCUUUAGUUAUCACUGUUUUUUGUUUCUCUUCUAACUAACCCUUCUCAUCUUAGUAAUACCAUUAAGUGGAAAGUCAGUCAUCUUAUUCUGUAUAAAUGUUAACUUAUUCAAAUAGUUUAUACAGAGAAACGAUAUGACACGAGGGGAACUCCAGAUAUUUUGGGAUAAUAAAUGAGAUUUAUACAUAAGUUUUGUUUUCAACCCUGCUGAACGUAAGAGAACAUUUAUCAGUGGUAACAGAUCAGUAAACCUAACGCAUAUAAUUCAGAAUGUAAUUAUGUUGCUACAAAAUGCAAUAACUGCAUAUUGAGUUUUGGAGCACUGGACGUUUUCAGGGAAACUCAUAAUGAUGAUUUUAUCCCCUGACUCUAACGUGAGAAAACUUCAUAUUUUGAUUUAAUUUAUUGUGAGAUAAAAAUUAAAAUUUAAUUUGUAAGGUUUAUGUCUGACUUCGUUGACUAUUUGUAUACAGUUCAAAUGCACUGAUAUUUUGAAAGAAAAAUCAAACACCUGAUGCAGUUAAUUAUAGUAAUUAAGUAAUAAAGAAAGUUUUUCUUAAAACAUUGAUUAAUGAUAAAAAAUAAUUGUUAUCUGUAAUGAAAACCUCAGAACUGUAGCAGGUCAUGUAGAUAUAGAUUGGUUGGUGUUAAACACUAUCACUUAUCACUCUACCUUUGCAUUAUUGAGGUUAUAUAGUAAAAUUAAUUUAUCUUGUUACUAAUCAGUGUGAA
Molecule: messenger RNA, 3020 nt
Organism: Limulus polyphemus (Atlantic horseshoe crab)
Lineage: Eukaryota; Metazoa; Arthropoda; Merostomata; Xiphosura; Limulidae
Product: cadherin-89D-like
Exons: 14
Biological process (GO): homophilic cell-cell adhesion
Cellular component (GO): catenin complex; membrane
Molecular function (GO): calcium ion binding; cadherin binding
Source: RefSeq, a predicted model, not a curated record